GAAGCAUUUUUCUGUUCCUGAGUAAUGUCAUCCAGUGGAGAGUCGUCCAUCAGGCAGUGAGUUCUCCUGGUGGACAUCUUGGAUGGCUUGAAGGGGAGCUGGAGAAAUGCAUGGAAGAGAAGGCUCUCAAGGGCUACAAGUCAUGAUGGCUGUAGCCUUCUGUCCUUGUUUUUUUAAAAAGAUGUUUUGUUUUAAAGGUGAUUUUGGUCCUUCAUCCUUUUUUUGCCCCCCUGGAUUCCCUUUGGAAGGAAGGACAGGAUAUAAAUUUUAUUAGUAUUAUUAGGACUGAUUGUGGGAUUCCCAUGCACAUUGAUUCAGGCCCUGUGGAGAUGCUGGACUAGACAGGCAUUUGGUUUGAUCAAGUUCAUCUCAUGCUAUAAAGAGGAAGGUUGGCCAUCAGGUGGAAGUUCUCCUUCCAUCCACUGAGAGAUUCCCCAAAUUAAAAUAUCUGGCUUGGCUUCCAGAUCCUGACAGUCUGAAGGAGACCCAGGUAGUUUUGUACCGAAAGUAACUUGUGUGUUUCCUUGAAAGAGCUAGGCCUCAUUUCCUUUUCGGAAGGAAGAGAAGAAGAUCCACUUGUCCAGGGUCACAAAGAAGAGGAGGCGGAGACAUCAGCAGGUAGUGUUGUGGGGCUCUUUGUGGAACUGAAGAUUCCCCACCCACCCCUCUUGUUCCUGAAUAAUGUCAUCCAGGGCAGACUGACCAUUAGGCUACGAGCUCUUCUCAUGGUUUUGCCCUCUCCAUUCCUCUGCACCUAAAAAUCUCACAACAUCUCAUUCCUCGGAGUUUCUCUUCCUCCACAGACCUUGGGUUGCGAAGGAUGAAAUGGUCCCAUCUCACCCAGGAUUCUGGGCAGGACUGUGGACCAUUGAUCUUAAGAAGAGGCGCAGUGGUAAAUUUUGGAACGCAGGAGCCCCAAACAUUCAAACCUAAAGCUUCUGUCCCAAACUUGUAUAUCUGGCACUUAAUUUCCAAGUUAAAGACUAUUAAAAUUUGAAUAGGUAAUAGUUGCAGCAGCCCCGGAUUCUUCCCAUUCUCUGUGGUGUGUGUACUUUGGGUUACUUGCUUUCGUUGUCAGGGACUAUUUGUACCACAGACUCCUUUUUCUGGUUGUGGAUCGUGCAGACUACUUGAUGGCUGGUCCUUCCUUUAAGAAAGGGGGCAGACAGUCGAAGAGGGCUUCUUCAUACCUCCUUUUCCAGCUCUUGGAUUUUAUUUCCUUGAAGCCCAAAGUAAAAGCGAGGCUAUGCAUGCUCUGCAAGAGGGUCCCCGUCUCGCAGUCAUGCAGCUGAGAUCUUGCCAGGCUGCACCUGCCUGAAGCCAAAUUCAGCAUUAGUUGUAAAAAUGAGCCCCUCUGAACAAAAGCGGGUCUUGCUUCUCAUUAAGCCCUUCAUCAAAUGGAGCUAGAAGCUUCUCAGCACAGAUAUUAUCUGGCAAAGCCACACAGCUCAGGUUUUGCACAGGUUUUUAUAUGAACUCUUUUAAAACCCAAGACACAUUCUAUAGCAUAUUUAUUGGUUUAUUUUAAAAUUUGUGCCUCACUUUUCAAGGAAGGCAAUGGUAAACCACCUCUGAAUACUGCUUACCAGGAAAACCCUAUUCAUAGGGUCGCCAUAAGUCGGGAUCGAGUUGAAAGCAGUCCAUUGCCAUUUUCUUUUCGAGGAACUUCUUCCACACAGCAGCUUACCAUUUCCAAUGAAAGCCAAACUUCACCGGAAAAACAAUAUAUAUGUAUAAAAAACAGAAUAUAAGACCUAAUAAGGAUCAUAAAAACAGUAAUUAAGAAUUCUUUGGGGGAAGACAAAAACCUUUCAACAAACUUGGAAAGCGUAACAACAUCUGGGCUUGUUUCUCUUGAAAGGGAAGAGAACUCCAAAGAACUGGCUCCACAGCGCUGAAAGCAUGUGGCCCGAGUCAUGUGCUGUUGGCAAGGCUUCACCCCUUUGCUCUCGUUCAAAAUGUUUUGAGCGUUCAGAUUUGGUUUGGAAUGCCCAAAUACUUUGUGGUCAAAAGUAACUAAUCUUGCCUGAUUUCCUUUUUUUAAAAAGAACCAGACCUCAUUUCUUGUUGGGAAGAAGGAGAAGAUCCGGUGAUGCAGGAACCCAAAGAAGAGGAGACCUCAGCAGAUACAGAUUGCGAUAAAGAUCUCCCCUGAAAAGGUUUGUGGAAACAGGAAGGUCUGCAAGAGGCAUCAAAAAGAAAAAUAGACUCUGCCUGUCUGAUAUGUAACAGCAGAGAGUUCCAAAGGGGAGGUGCCACCACACUAAAUACUGGGUUCCUUCAUCAUUCAGAAUGGACCUACUGAUGAGAUGGUAUAAGCCAAGAAGCCCUCUGCUGCAGACCUAAGUGACUAGUUUGGUAUAUAUCAGGAUACAUCUGGGGGGUCAAAGCUGACGGAGAAGUAUCUGAAGUAUCACUGGAAAAAGCUGAGGAGCAGAUGCAGGAGCAGAAACUGAGGAGUCAAGAUGGAGCAAAGAGACAAGAGGAAAGACAGACUCACCCAGGGGACAAACCUUAUAAAUGCUUUGAGUGUGGAAAGAGCUUCAGGUGGAGUAGCACCCUUACUCAACAUCAAAGAAUUCACACAGGGGACAAACCUCAUAAAUGCUUUGAGUGUGGAAAGAGCUUCAGAUGGAGUAGCACCCUUACUCAACAUCAAAGAACUCACACAGGAGACAAACCUUAUAAAUGCUUUGAGUGCGGAAAGAGCUUCGGGUGGAGUAGUACCCUUACUCAACAUCAAAGAACUCACACAGGAGACAAACCUUAUAAAUGCUUGGAGUGUGGAAAGACAUUCAGUCACAGUAGCUCCCUUACUUUGCAUCAAAGAACUCACACAGGGGACAAACCUUAUAAAUGCUUGGAGUGUGGAAAGAGCUUCAGUGAGCGUAACACCCUUACUUUGCAUCAAAGAACUCACACAGGGGACAAACCUUAUAAAUGCUUGGAGUGUGGAAAGAGCUUCAGUCAGAAUAGCACCCUUACUUCGCAUCAAAGAACUCACACAGGGGACAAACCUUAUAAAUGCUUGGAGUGUGGAAAGAGCUUCCGUCAGAGUGCCCACCUUACUUCACAUCAAAGAACUCACACAGGGGACAAACCUUAUAAAUGCUUGGAAUGUGGAAAGAGCUUCAGUCGGAGUAGCACCCUUACUUUGCACCAAAGAACUCACACAGGGGACACACCUUAUAAAUGCUUGGAAUGUGGAAAGAGCUUUAGUCAGAGUAGAAACCUUUCUUCGCAUCAAAUAAUUCACACAGGGGACAAACCUUAUAAAUGCUUUGAGUGUGGAAAAAGCUACAGGUGGAGUAGUGACUUUUCUCAGCAUCAAAGAACUCACACAGGGGACAAAUGUUAUCAGUGCUUGGAGUGUGGAAAGAGCUUCAUUUGGAGUAGUCACCUUAUUUCUCAUCACAGAACUCACACAGGAGACAAACCUUAUCAGUGCUUGGAGUGUGGAAAGAGCUUCAGACAGAGUAGCCACCUUACUUCGCAUCAAAGAACUCACACAGGGGACAAACCUUAUCAAUGCUUGGAGUGUGGAAAGUGCUUCAGUCAGAGUAGCACCCUUAGUAAACAUCAAGAAUGUCACACAGGAGAAAAACCUUAUAAAUGCUUGGAGUGUGGAAAGAGGUUCAGUCGGAGUAACAACCUUUCUUUGCAUCAAAGAUGUCACACAGGGGACAAACCUUAUAAAUGCUUGGAGUGUUGAAAGACCUUUCAUCAGAAUGGCUACCUUCAGGCACAUCAAAGGAUCCUUUUAAGGGAAGAGAUGCAUAAAUGCUUUGAAUGUGGAAAAAGCUUUAAGCAGAGUUCAACUCUUUCUGUGCAUCAAAGGAUCCAUAUAUGGAAGCCGGGUGUUUUUUUCCCUAAGUGUAGAAGUUUGCAUUUAUCCCUGUUGAAUUUCAUUCUGUCGUUUUCAGCGCAAUGCUCCAGCAUAUCAAGGUCCCUUUGAAUUUUGUUUCUGUCUUCCACGGUAUUUGCUAUGUCCCCCAACUUUGUAUCAUCUGCAAAUUUGAUAAGCAUGCUUUGUACCUCCACCCAAGUCAUUAAUAAAAAUGUUAAAGAGCACUGGGCCCAGGACUGAGCCCUAUGGUACCCCACUUGUUACUUCCACCCAGUUUGAGAAGGAACCAUUGAAAAGCACUCUUUGAGUACGAUUCUGGAGCUAACUGUGAAUCCACCUGAUAGUUGUUUCAUCCAGACCACAUUUAGCUAGCUUGCUAAUCAGAAUAUCAUGGGGCACUUUGUCAAAAGCUUUGCUGACGUCGAGAUAUAUUAUGUCCACAGCAUUCCCACAGUCUACAAGGGAGUUACCCGAUCAAAAAAUGAGAUGAGAUUAGUUUGGCAGGAUUUGUUCUUCAUAAAUCCAUGUUGGCUCCUAGUAAUCACUGCAUUGUUUUCAAGGUGCUUACAGACUGACUGCUUUAUAAUCUGCUCCAGAAUUUUUCCAGAUAUUGAUGUUAGGCUGAGUGGUCUGUAGUUCCCCGGUUCCUCCUUCUUGCCCUUUUUGAACAUAGGGACAAUAUUAGCUCUCUGGCACUUCACCAGUCCUCCAAGAUAAUAGACAGCGGUUCUGAGAGUUCUUCAGUCAGUUCCUUCAAUACUCUAAGAUGCAGUUUGUCGGGCUCUGCCGAUUUAAACUCGUUCAAAGUGAUUAGGUAUUCUUUGACCAUUUGUCAAGCUCAAGCUCCAAUCCUGCCCCUUCUACUUCAUGUUUCCCAGGAGGGUCAUAGACCCUGUUUUGGGAGAAGACUGAGCCAAAGUAGGAAUUGAGCAAUUCUGCCUUUGUCAUCUGUUAUCAUUUUGCCAUCCUCACUGAGUAGCUGUGCCACCAUUUAUUUUCUCUGUCUUUUACUAUGGACAUACCUGAAGAAAGCUUUUUUUGUUGCUUUUAGCAUCCCUCGCUAGCCUCAGCUCAUUCUCUGCUUUAGCCUUCCUGACACCAUCCCUGCAAUUCUGUGAUAUCUGCCUGUACUCUUCCUUUGUGGCCUGGACUUCUUUCCACUUCCUGUAUGUGUCCUUUUUUGCUUUCAGGUCAUCUCUAAGCUUUUUAUGAAGUCACACUGGCUUCUUCUGCUGUUUCCCCCCCUUUUUUUCCUUGUUGGAAUUGCUUGCCAUUGCGCUUUUAGAAUUUCCUUUUUUAGAAACUCCCAACCAUCUUCGACUCCUUUUCUCAUUAGGGUGGCUUGCCAUGGAACCGUACUUACAAUUGUUCUGAGUUUAUUAAAAUCAGCUUUCCUGAAAUCGAGGGUGUACGUAUGGCUACUCAGCUUUCUCUUCUGUUAAAAUCAAGAAUUCAAGUAUGGUGUGGUCACUUUCCCCCAGAGUUCCAGUAACAGCCACUUCAUCCACCAAAUCAUCUCUAUUGGUUAGAAUCAAGUCCAGGAUAGUAGAUAGUCUCUUAAAUAAGUGCAGAGGCUGUGUGUUAGAGGUGUGUGAGAGGUUGCUGAAAUGCAUAGCGUCAGGGAAUGUGGCCCAGCACUUCUGUGGAUGAGGGUCCUUUGUGAAGAUCUUCAAGGCUGUAUUGGGUGUCAAGCCUGCUAACUGAUGGCUGAAUUUGAGCAGAUCUCCCAGAUGGAAACUUCGUCAUGUUUCAGAGGGACUCAGACUUCGUUGCUUUUGUUUUCACGGCUUGUCUACUUUGGGGUAUUUUAUGAACAUUAUGUUAAAUUGUUAUCUGUAUCGUUAUUUAUCUGUAUUUUAUCAUUAUUGUUUUCAGAUUUUUAAUGUCUGUUAUAUUUGUAU
Rhineura floridana is the source of this 5748-nucleotide messenger RNA. Its product is annotated as zinc finger protein 135-like. Bases 2438 to 3712 code for a protein of 424 amino acids. Gene Ontology annotation, biological process: negative regulation of transcription by RNA polymerase II; regulation of immune system process; regulation of cytokine production. The transcript is spliced from 3 exons. Lineage: Eukaryota; Metazoa; Chordata; Lepidosauria; Squamata; Rhineuridae. The record is from RefSeq and is a predicted model, not a curated record. Gene Ontology annotation, molecular function: DNA-binding transcription repressor activity, RNA polymerase II-specific.